Messenger RNA from Cebus imitator (Panamanian white-faced capuchin), 7563 nucleotides. It is a transcript of the gene AGO1, whose product is annotated as argonaute RISC component 1. Lineage: Eukaryota; Metazoa; Chordata; Mammalia; Primates; Cebidae. The transcript is spliced from 20 exons. Gene Ontology annotation, molecular function: protein binding; RNA binding. The record is from RefSeq and is a predicted model, not a curated record. The coding region runs from base 515 to 2872 and encodes 785 amino acids.
GGCCGGGCGCUCGCAGGGGGAGCUACUGCAGGCUCCGCGGCGGCGGCGGCAACGGAGGCUGCGGGGGCGGCGGUGCGAGCGGCCGGGCUUGGUUGGGGAGCCGAGCCCGGCCCAGGAACCCGAGCAGCGAGAGUGCGGGGUACCUAGGCCCCUCACGCUGGACUUCACAGUCUCCGGGCCGCCUGACCUCCGCACGGGUAUAUGGGAUGGAAGCGGGACCCUCGGGAGCAGAAACUAUCAGGGCUGUCUUUAGAGCCAAGAUCUAAACCCUACAAACAAGUUGGAAUCUGGAGGAGUUUAUAGCCUUCACACUGCUGCGGGCGCUUACCUGCCCCCCCUGCAGCAGGUGUUCCAGGCACCUCGACGGCCUGGCAUUGGCACUGUGGGGAAACCAAUCAAGCUACUGGCCAAUUACUUUGAGGUGGACAUCCCUAAAAUCGACGUGUACCACUACGAGGUGGACAUCAAGCCGGAUAAGUGUCCCCGUAGAGUCAACCGGGAAGUGGUGGAAUACAUGGUCCAGCAUUUCAAGCCUCAGAUCUUUGGUGAUCGCAAGCCUGUGUAUGACGGAAAGAAGAACAUUUACACUGUCACAGCACUGCCCAUUGGCAACGAACGGGUCGACUUUGAGGUGACAAUUCCUGGGGAAGGGAAGGAUCGAAUCUUUAAGGUCUCCAUCAAAUGGCUAGCCAUUGUGAGCUGGCGAAUGCUGCAUGAAGCCCUGGUCAGUGGCCAGAUCCCUGUUCCCUUGGAGUCUGUGCAAGCCCUGGAUGUGGCCAUGAGGCACCUGGCAUCCAUGAGGUACACCCCUGUGGGCCGCUCCUUCUUCUCACCGCCUGAGGGCUACUACCACCCGCUGGGGGGUGGGCGCGAGGUCUGGUUCGGCUUUCACCAGUCUGUGCGCCCUGCCAUGUGGAAGAUGAUGCUCAACAUUGAUGUCUCAGCCACUGCCUUCUAUAAGGCACAGCCAGUGAUUGAGUUCAUGUGUGAGGUGCUGGACAUCAGGAACAUAGAUGAGCAGCCCAAGCCCCUCACGGACUCUCAGCGUGUUCGCUUCACCAAGGAGAUCAAGGGCCUGAAGGUGGAAGUGACCCACUGUGGACAGAUGAAGAGGAAAUACCGUGUGUGUAACGUUACCCGUCGCCCUGCUAGCCAUCAGACAUUCCCCUUACAGCUGGAGAGUGGACAGACUGUGGAGUGCACAGUGGCACAGUAUUUCAAGCAGAAAUAUAACCUGCAGCUCAAGUAUCCCCAUCUGCCCUGCCUACAAGUUGGCCAGGAACAAAAGCAUACCUACCUUCCCCUAGAGGUCUGUAACAUUGUGGCUGGGCAGCGCUGUAUUAAAAAGCUGACUGACAACCAGACCUCGACCAUGAUAAAGGCCACAGCUAGAUCCGCUCCAGACAGACAGGAGGAGAUCAGUCGCCUGAUGAAGAAUGCCAGCUACAACUUAGAUCCCUACAUCCAGGAAUUUGGGAUCAAAGUGAAGGAUGACAUGACGGAGGUGACGGGGCGAGUGCUGCCGGCGCCCAUCUUGCAGUACGGCGGCCGGGUGAGCAGGAACCGGGCCAUUGCCACACCCAAUCAGGGUGUCUGGGACAUGCGGGGGAAACAGUUCUACAAUGGGAUUGAGAUCAAAGUCUGGGCCAUCGCCUGCUUCGCACCCCAAAAACAGUGUCGAGAAGAGGUGCUCAAGAACUUCACAGACCAGCUGCGGAAGAUUUCCAAGGAUGCGGGGAUGCCUAUCCAGGGUCAGCCUUGUUUCUGCAAAUAUGCACAGGGGGCAGACAGCGUGGAGCCUAUGUUCCGGCAUCUCAAGAACACCUACUCAGGGCUGCAGCUCAUUAUCGUCAUCCUGCCAGGGAAGACGCCAGUGUAUGCUGAGGUGAAACGUGUUGGAGAUACGCUCUUGGGAAUGGCUACCCAGUGUGUGCAGGUGAAGAACGUGGUCAAGACCUCACCUCAGACUCUGUCCAACCUCUGCCUCAAGAUCAAUGUCAAACUUGGUGGCAUUAACAACAUCCUAGUCCCACACCAGCGCUCUGCCGUUUUUCAACAGCCAGUGAUAUUCCUGGGAGCAGAUGUUACACAUCCCCCAGCAGGGGAUGGGAAAAAGCCUUCUAUCACAGCAGUGGUAGGCAGUAUGGAUGCCCACCCCAGCCGAUACUGUGCUACUGUGCGGGUGCAGCGACCACGGCAAGAGAUUAUUGAAGACUUGUCCUACAUGGUGCGUGAGCUCCUCAUCCAAUUCUACAAGUCCACCCGCUUCAAGCCUACCCGCAUCAUCUUCUACCGGGAUGGGGUCCCCGAAGGCCAGCUACCCCAGAUACUCCACUAUGAGCUACUGGCCAUUCGUGAUGCCUGCAUCAAACUGGAAAAGGACUAUCAGCCUGGGAUCACUUAUAUUGUGGUGCAGAAACGCCAUCACACCCGCCUUUUUUGUGCUGACAAGAAUGAGCGAAUUGGGAAGAGUGGUAACAUUCCAGCUGGGACCACAGUGGACACCAACAUCACCCACCCAUUUGAGUUUGACUUCUAUCUGUGCAGCCACGCAGGCAUCCAGGGCACCAGCCGACCAUCCCAUUACUAUGUCCUUUGGGAUGACAACCGUUUCACAGCAGAUGAGCUCCAGAUCCUGACAUACCAGCUGUGCCACACUUAUGUACGAUGCACACGCUCUGUCUCUAUCCCAGCACCUGCCUACUAUGCCCGACUGGUGGCUUUCCGGGCACGAUACCACCUGGUGGACAAGGAGCAUGACAGUGGAGAGGGGAGCCACAUAUCGGGGCAGAGCAAUGGGCGGGACCCCCAGGCUCUGGCCAAAGCCGUGCAGGUUCACCAGGAUACUCUGCGCACCAUGUACUUCGCUUGAAGGCAGAACGCUGUUACCUCACUGGAUAGAAGAAAGCUUUCCAAGCCCCAGGAACUGUGCCACCCAAAUCCAGAGGAAGCAAGGAGGAGGGAGGUGGGUGGGGUAGGGAAGAGUGUAGGAGGCCUUGUUUCCCUCUAUAGAGGUGGUGUAAGAGUGGGGAACAGGGCCAGCAAGACAGACCACCAGCCAGAAAUCUCUGAUAUCAACCUCAUGUCCCCCACCCCUCACCCCAUCUUGUCACAUCUGGCCCUGACCCCACUGGACCAAAAGGGGCAGCACUGGUGCCCACCAUACACACAGGUGUCUCAUGUGACUCACAGUGCUAAAGACUCAUGCUUGACAGCUUGGUAAGGUCGACUCUGUAGCCCUGCAGACAAAAGCUGGUUAGGUUUGGGUUUGAUACUUUAGAUGGGAAAGUGAGGGGCUUGAGAAAGUGGGUGGGAGGAGGGAAGGAUUUUUUAGGAGCCUUAAUCAGAAAAGGACUAGAUUUGUUUAAGAAGAAAAAUGAAACCAGACCCAGAUCAAUAUUUUAGGAUACUAGAUGUUUUAAUGGGUUCAGAAUCCAGUUUGUAGGAAGAUUUUUUAAUGGUUUUGGUUGCUCCUCCCCCAGCUGCCACUCCCUUUCCCCUUAUUCCUUUCUGUCCACAUUUUCUACCCCACCUUACUUCUCCUCCCUGACAGACAUCCAAUGCCCCUAAUAAUACUUAAGGCACUAUGGCACUUAGCUUUGAAGUGACACGACCCUGUCUUCCUUCCGCCCGCUGGUGGGUAACCAGUGCCUUCCCUGUAACGGUAAUGCUGCAGAACUGCAACCUUUUGUACCUUUCUUUGGGGAAUGGGGUGGGGGUGGGAGAGGAGGUAGAUGGGGAAGAAAUACCCCAGACCCAACAAACCUCCAGCCAGAAAGCCAGCUAUUUUGCAUUUGAAGGAAUUGACUUCCUCAUUCAUUGAGCUUUUUAAAAGAUCACAACCUCAAGAUGGUUAAAAUCCAUUGACAUUUGCACUUUCAAACAUGACAAGUCUCGGAGCUGCUGAGAUGACUGGCCCCUGGCCUUUCCACUUAUGCCUCCUUUUCUCCUUGUUCCUCCUACCUCCCACCCCGCCCAGGUCUGGAGUUACUUUCAUAGCAUUUUUCACUGUUGGCUUUUUUUCUCCCCUGAUGGUCAAGUAUCUUAUGUUUCAAUAUUUCUUAACUGGGGUGUCUUAUAACAAAAAACUCUUAGGUCUAAAAUGAGAAAAAAGAGAGAAAACAAAAUGUUAUUUUUAUACCAUAACUUGAGUCUAUUGCCAAAAUUUGGAAAUCCUUCCCAUGCCUGAUGAAUUUAUAUCCCGGAAACAUUGAGCCAUCAGAAGGAACUGUGUACCUGAUUUGUCCUCUGACCUGGCUAGGUAGGGGGUGGUUAUUGCCCCAAGAUGGGGUCCAGGCUCCAUCCUUCCUCUGUGCAGAUAAUACCUUUUUCUUGCUAUAGCCUCCCUCCUCUGCACUGUCUUGCACUCUUACUUGCAAGUGCAUCUUUUUCCUUCCUCUGGACUGUCCUCUGACCUUUUGGCCCAUCCUAGAUUCCAGUGUGUCUUGUGGACAGGCUGGGGAAUUUUGCUGCUCCCUAUUGCUUCUGUUUACACAAAUGAAUUUUUCCUGGUUCCCCACUAGGGCAUGUGAGUGAGUGGCAUGGGCUUUUUUGUUUGUUUGUUUUUGUUUUUUGUCUUCAGACAUGGGGUUUGGCUGUCUUGCAGGACUGGAGAAGAAGGUGGUUCUAGCUUGGUCUCUGCUGGCCUUGAAGCAAGCCCCCUCUCCCCGCCUUUUUCCUUGACUGUUCAUUUUUUUUCCUGCCCCACUGCUUGGGAUGGGGAGUUGCACCUUCAGUGUGGAAUUUCCUCUGUUUGAGGAGGCUGGGCUUGGAUCUAUCUUGAUCUGGCGAUGAAGCCAUGAUUACUUUAGACCUAGCCCAGGCUUGGAGGCCAGCUGGAGGAAGGAGGAUCUAAAUCCUGGCCUAUAGAGUUAGAACUACCGUUUCCUCUCCUCAGCGGCCCUGCUAUGACCCGGAUUUGCUAUGCAAAACAAUCUAUCCCAGGUUCUGUUCUGGUUGGCUACAUUGUUCAGCAACUCAAAAAACGUAGCACAAACAUUCAUUAUGGAGAAAGCAUCAGGACUGUUGAGUAACUCCUCCUUUACUUUUUUCCUGCUGGCUACAGCAUGGGGUGCCCUAUGGGCACAAGCCCAGCUGAAGAACAGAAUGGAGGGCUCUGGGAGGAGACAACUCACUGGAGAGCCUACAUUCCUUACACAAGUGCCUAAAGAGAGUGAUGCUAACACUCCAUCUGCCCUGUCCAUUGCCUUCAUAUAUAGUCUACUUCGUGUUCUGUCACCCUUUGAAGAGGGGAGCUCUCCUGGGACAAUGGGCUCUGCAUGUUCUCUUCUUGGGUACAUUUUGGGGCUAGGAUCAGGGCACUAUUCCUGGAGGGUCCAGCCAUUCACCAGCAUUUGCAAAUGUCCAUAGGGAGCAGGUAGCAGCCUCUACUCCCAGCAACAAGUUUGUGUUCUCUCCUUUUCUCUCUUUGCCUCACUCUCUCCAGUUGGUUUCCAGCUGGGGCUUGAAAUGCAUGUUUAGCCCUUUGGCAUUGAAUAUGCCAUUCAAGAAAUAAAAAGCAAGAGAAGCAGCUAUGGGCAAUGACAAGAAAAUGACUUCUUACUCUGAUUUUUUAAAAAAAAUAAUUUUUGAGACUUGAAAAAUACUCCUGACCUUGAGGAUUAUUCUUGUUUGAAAGGUGGUGCAUGCAGAUGGAGAAGUGGUGUUGGCAGCAAGCUUUGGAUCAUGGAUUUGGUUUAAGUGGUGCUUCUUACCCAGUCUUCAAAGAAGUGCUUGGGGGACCCCCAGCCUCAUCCUCUUAGACAAGUGUCUUGCUCCCUUUGUACCUUCCUCUCUUUUCCUCGCCUCUCUUUCCCCGGCUUCCUUUCCCUUUUUGCUAUUCACUCUGCUUGCUUGCUGGCUGGCCUGCCUGCCUGCCUGCCUGCCUGCCUGCCUGCCUGCCUGCCUACCUAUGUGAUGAUGAAAUCUCUGCAUGGCUGCAAUGACUCCACUGUUAGCUGGCAGGUCAGGCUUAGCUCCUUGACUGCACAAGACCAAGACUCUGUUCCCUAAGCCCAGAGAUAUCCACCUGGGCUGGACUGCCCUCAAGCUUAUGCUAGAGCAGAGCAACUGGCCUGCCCAACUUGUGUGAAAUCAGGAGGUUCUGGCAUUUUCCACACCUGUCCACUCCUUGGAGCUGGUUUCUCUCAUUGCUUUCUCUAGAUCUGGUUCUUUUUCUCUACCUGGGCCUACCUUUUCUGAGAUUGUCUUAGGGUUGAGCUACUUGGGUAUCCUGGGUUUGAGUGUUAGGGGAUGGACAUAAGGGAAAAAGAGAAUGAUGAGAAGAGAAUGGAGAGAAUUUGAAUAAAAGGUGGGAAAGGAGAGCACUGUUCUUUGACUGUUUAUCCACUCCAGCCUGAUCCAUUAGGGAUUGAGGUGCUACCGAAGGCCUCCAGGAAUAAGCCUGGGGCUAUUGUUGCUGGGAACUUAGGCUUAGCACAAAGCUGAAGAAAAAGGUACCUAGAAGUUUGAAACUUGCCCAAAAAGCUCCUAAUGCCCACCUGCUAGAUAGCUUCUCUGUGGCCUCCUAUUUAGCUAAGCAGCAAUGUUCUUGGAUAUUUUUCUUUUUCUGUUCAGAAUUUUGUGAAUAAGGCCAGCAUUCAAGAUGGGCAGCCAAGGGCACACUGACUGUUAGCUGGCCCAUAGGAUAUCUGUAAGGCUGGUGGGACGAUUUUGGACCUGGAAUCAUGUGUAACAAACAAGGAUGGAUGUUUCUUCCCCUUCAGGGUAGAAAAGUCAUCUCAAACUAGCCAAAAGGCAGUUUUGGAAACUACAUUGGGGGAAAUUAUUUUUAUUUAUAUAUGGGGCCUAGGCCAAUCCAGGAUGGUAGCUAGAAUACCUUCCUUCUUAAAAUCUGAUCAUGGCAGGGAUAUGUAGGGCACUUUUUACUAUUUGGCCUUCUAAGCAGAUUGGGAAGGAGGUAUUUUCUGGUUUUCUCUUUCCCCUGACUUACAGGUCUUGCCUUCUCCCUGGACAGGGAGAGAGGCUGGGUUGGUGCUCUCCCCUUACUCUACUCAACCCUCUGGCUGCUGUUUGGGCGUCCAAGAAAGGGAGGGGAAGGAAUGAGCUAAAAACAAAACAGAAUGAGGUGGGAAAGGGAGAUUUCCUUCUCUACAGAGGAAAAUAGGAAACCCUCCAAGAAUUGUGCAAGUAAAGACAGUUUGUCGAAUGCACUGAGUCCCUUGGUAUAGUAGCAAUAAGGAAAAAUGAAAUUACUUCCCUGUGCACACAGUCCAGCCUAAUUGGUAUGUGAUGUUGCACUCAGCAGCCAUGUGGUGGGCAUGUGUGACGACCUAUGGGUUUCACUUUAGUUUCUAAACUUUUUAUCCCUCUCAAGUCCAGCUUGGAUGGGGAAAUGUCUCUGGAUCCCCACAGCUGUGUACUUGUUUGCAUUUGUUUCCCUUUGAGACUGUGUUUGUGUCCUGCUUUGAGCUGUACCUUGUCCAGUCCAUUGUGAAAUUACCCCAGCAGUUGUAAUGUACAGUUCCUUCUGAAGCAAGCAACAGCAGCAGCAGCAGCACAAUUCUGUGUUUUAUAAAGACAACAGUGGCUUCUAUUUCUAAA